This is a messenger RNA of Homalodisca vitripennis (glassy-winged sharpshooter), 3396 nucleotides long. RefSeq lists its product as uncharacterized. The coding region runs from base 1394 to 2194 and encodes 266 amino acids. Lineage: Eukaryota; Metazoa; Arthropoda; Insecta; Hemiptera; Cicadellidae. The record is from RefSeq and is a predicted model, not a curated record. Gene Ontology annotation, molecular function: nucleic acid binding. The transcript has a single exon.
AAAAUCGUAGGGCCUUAUAUUUUAUAUUUUUAUGUUCAGAACUGAAUAUAGAACCAAAAUAUACAAAAAAGCAAAUAAAAAAAAAAAUUAAUUUUUUACCGAUUUGUUGUGAACUUCCCCCUUAAUCUGCUUCCUAAUUUCUGUAUGCAAUUUGAAGAUACCUUAUAUAACUAUUUCUCUAAGCAGUAUUAUUUUUUAAUUUGCUGGAAGUGUUUUAAUACCAAAUUUUGUUGAAACUCCCAUAGCAGCCCAAAUCUGUAAAAAAAAACAAUGUAGACAACCAAAAUGUUCUUUAUGAUGGUGAGAAAUAAUUAUUUCUGGCUCUUGUGUAUUUAAAUUUAGAAAUUUUACAGAUGUUUAUUGGAUUUAAAAUAUGUUAUUAGAUUCUGAACUAAAAAAUAUUUUGCUUUUGUUCUUAUAAGAAAGCAUUACUAAUGAUUUAUUUCUAUUCAAAGCCAAGAACCAAUUUACAAUAACUCCUAUACACCAUGGCAAUAUUGCUUACUGAUUACGAUAUUAACAUGAAAGCCUUAUCUUAAACUAGACUGGUAAAAGCCAGCUGUUUCCUCCACAUGGUCGGUAUGCUGUCGUGCAACAUGUUGAUGCUGGUGCUGAAGUUAUUUCUAAGCAAUCUUGCAUAGGGGCUUGUGUGUUAUGGCGACUGUCAAAUAAAUUUGGGGAAAGUCCCAGCUGGUAGAUAAAUGUCCACUUCAGUCAACAUGGUAAGGCAGUCAAACGUCUUUUAAGAAGUUUGUGAAGAUAAACCAAAUCGCUGCUGUUCCGUCUAACUAGGUCUUGUUGGUAGAAAUUAGCUUCCAAUACUUUAACAAAAACAUUCUGGUACUGCAUACAUUUGGCCUGACUCCAACAAACCUCAGGAAUUUCCUCUGAAUAAUCUGUAGCUGGUUUAUGAGGCCUCGAUGGUAAGGAAACCAGACAGGAUUGCUGUACCUUCAAAAACUUAUUUGCUCUCUUGAAGAAAUAUUUUGAAGUAUUUAAAUGCAUUGUUGAAAGUAUGCACUAUUCUUAAAUAGAUUAAACACUAGUUUUCAGACAAGUAACAUCUUUAGGCUGUAGAAUUCAACAAAAUUUUUAAAAUCUCAGCAAACAAAAGGGCAUUUACAACUAGCACAGUCAAGAGAUCAUUUAUAGAAACAAUGAGAUUGUCAAGACUUCAGAAGGCACGAAACAAACUGAUGACAGUGUGAGGUUACAUCCAUAUGAGUAAGAGUGAGAAGAAGGUGGAGGCUGUGAAAACAGAAAACAAAAAUCUGCUGAACGUUUCUACUAUCUCUUUAAAUCACUAGCACAAUGAUCAUUAUGGGAGACGAGCAUGAAAGUUAGUUGAUACACCUGUUGACCGAGUGAAGCUCCAAAAACUGUUGUUUUCUACAUGGACCUUACAUCAAGUUCGACAACACCUUACAUUGGUUAUGGAGGCUUAUACUGGGUGUCCCAGAAAGGAAUGCACUUUUAUUUUGGGGAAAGCCGAAUGUCCAAGAGAGAUAAGAUAAAGAGCUUAUCAGGGCUUUGUAGCCAUGCCCGCGGAAAAUCAUUUGCCAUGGAUCGCUUUACCGGUGAGCAGCGUGCUUUCUGUGUACGCGAGUAUUACCAUACGCUUUCUUAUGUGACAGUUCGACGACACUUCCGCGCUCAAUACAGACUUCAUGAUCUCAACCAAACGCCAUCAGUGAACAUAAUUAAAUGCUGGGUGCGCAAAUUUGAAGCUACAGGAUCAACUAUGAACCCUCGUCCCAUCGGUCGCCAUAGAGAAGUGCGUUCUGAACAAAAUAUCGAGCGUGUCCGAGAUGCUGUGGAGGAUAAUCCACAUCGAUCAGUAAGAAAACACGCUGCUGCUUUGAAUAUACCCCGAACCAGUAUUCAACGCAUUUUGAAACAAGAUUUGAAGUUACACCCGUACAAAAUCCAGUUAGUACAGGCAUUGAAAGAGACUGACUACCCGCUUCGGCUUAACUACGCAAACAAGAUGCUUCGUAGUUUUAGAAAUUUCAAUAAAAUAAUCUUCAGUGAUGAAGCACAUUUCCAUGUCGAUGGAUAUGUGAAUAAGCAAAACUGCCGUUAUUGGUCUGCAGAAAAUCCAAGGGAGAAACACCAACGCUGUUUACAUGCCCCGAAGGUUACUGUCUGGGCGGGAAUGACUCAAAACAGGCACCAUUGGGCCGUAUUUCUUUGAGAAUAACCAAGGGAACACUGUGACAGUAAAUUCCCAGCGAUACAUAACAAUGAUUAAUGAUCAUUUACAGCCGUUCUUGCAGACGUUACCUCGGGCUAACAGGCAAAGAUUGUGGUUUCAAUAGGACGGAGCUACAUGUCAUACAGCAGGAAACUCCAUGACUGCAAUAAGGCAGCUGUUUCGUGGGAAAGUCAUUUCCAGCUUUGGUGACAUCAACUUUCCUCCGAGAAGCCCAGACCUAACUCCACUGGACUUUUUUGUGGGGGUAUCUAAAAAGUCGGGUGUACAACAACGCUCCUGCUACCCUCGAUCAUCUGAAGCAAAAUAUUCGUGAGGAAAUUGAAGACAUCCCACCAGAACUCUGCCGUCGAGUUUUCGCAGAUGUAAGGUUUCGUUUGGCGGAGUGCCGGCGCCGGAGGGGUCUACAUCUGGAUGAUGUAAUCUUUCACAAGUAAUUUCCCUGAAGUGUAAAAACAGGUAAUCCUGGGAUAAUUGCUGUAAAUAAAGCCAUUUUUCCGGUUUUUUUCUUUUUAAAAGUGCAUUCCUUUCUGGGACACCCAGUAGAAGUGAAAGUAGUCUGUGUGAUUUCUUGUCGAGGCUCAAAGGAUUUAUUAACACAGGGUCUUUCGAGAAUCACUUAUGGAAAGGUAAUGUUUCAGCUUGUUUGGAGGAGCUACAAUUUAUACAUAUGUCCCCCUUUGUUUCAAUCAGUUAAAUUUACUUAUCUUGCUAUGAAUGAAAUCCAAAUCCACAAUACAAAGUAAGAAAGAGGCAACUUCUAGAUUACUUUUUCUUAAAUAGGGAAAUGUAAUCAGUGGCGUAGCUACCUUGGGUGGCACCCGGUGCGGAAGUUAGUGGUGUCACCCCAUAGAAAGUAGAAAGCAAUAAAUUUUAUAUGAUAAAGGUCAUGGAUAAUUUAUUAUUUAUAAUAUUGAAGAAAUAGCAAAAAAAUAAUAACUAAAAGAGAAAAAGAAUUGUUAAACAAUUAAAAUUUCUUAUUGCUAACUUUGACAGCUGCAAACUCAGCAAUAACUUCCUUAAAAUUUAUAUUUUGUAUUUCCUCGUGUUCGAUGGCUAAUAUACUGAGAUUGCUAAGCCGCGAUUGGGUCAUUGUUGCUCGCAAAUAGUUUUUGACGUGACAACGUCUUAAAUUAGGUUGCGGCUCGGAGUCACUCAUGAAAAAGUGUAACGCCCGGUAACGU